Molecule: messenger RNA, 1449 nt
Organism: Melanotaenia boesemani (Boeseman's rainbowfish)
Lineage: Eukaryota; Metazoa; Chordata; Actinopteri; Atheriniformes; Melanotaeniidae
Exons: 3
Coding region: 179-901 (240 amino acids)
Source: RefSeq, a predicted model, not a curated record
UUCCUUUGUGUUAUGUAGUUUGAGUUUAACUUUAUGAAACCUUUAACCUGCAUGGGUCUGCCUCCUGCCUUGUGAGCCUGCAUUUGGGUCCUCACAUUCACGCCUCUCAUGACAAAAUGAACUGGCCAGAACCGGACCGAGUGGGCCAUCCCUACAUCCCCUUGGCAGCACUGGUGGGAUGGCUGGAGGGAGGCGAAAUGGACUGGCUUCACUCUGGCUCAGCGGGAUUGUGUCUCCUACCGGCUUCACGCUUCACAUCUCCAGUGUUGCCACCAGCUCUGCAGCGUCCCACUCCAGUGCCCGGGUCUUCUCCCCCAGUGCUGCUAUCAGCUCCAUGGUCAACGUCCCCAGUGUUGCCACCAGCUCUGCUGCAUCUCACAUUGGCGCCCAGGUCCUGCCCAACUCUGCAGCGUCCCAUGCCAGCACCCAGGUCUUCUCCCCCUGUGUCGCCACCAGCUCCAUGGUCCACAUCUCCAGCAUCCUGUUCAGCUCGAGUCUGUGGUCUGCUACUCCGAGGGGGUUACUCCUCCUCUGUCUCCUGGGGUUCCUGCCUACAAGGACGUUGCACCUCCUCUGCUUUUGGCGCCAGGACCUGUCGUUGAACGGAUGCUGCCGAGUCCCACAGAGAUCCAGCUCCUGUCUGCACAACCUCCCAGCAGUCCUCCGGAAACCAAGCCUGCUGUCGUCUCGGCCUCUCAGCCGACCUCCAGAGGCAAGCCUGCUGUCUGCGCAACCUCCUAAACUUUGUCACCCAGACUGUUUGCCUGGGCCUCGUCCCUCCUCUAGACCCCCUCUGCCCACCCUGCUUGGACUUCCUUUUUUCUUUGGACUUUGUGGGCCGUCUAGUUGCUGGCUCUUGGGGAGGGGGUACUGUCAGUUAUUGCUUUAUGCACAGCUGUGAAAGAAACAGGAAGGCUUCACAAAGGGAGCAAAGGAAGCCCAAGUAAGCAACUACACAUAAGAAAACAAAAACUUGCGACCUGCAAAUGAUGAUAUUUACAAGCAACUUCACAGAAAUAUAAGCCCAACAAGAGAACUUUGCAGCAUCACCGCUGUAAACAGGAUGAAGCUCACAGCUGCUGGCCGACAUGUAUUAACUUAGCUAGUAAUGGAGUAACACAAAAUAGGAUAAUGGUAACUCAGUUACUUUAUUUAAAGAGAAAUGUGAUAGAGUAUUAGUUACUGACAAAAGUAACUGACUCAUUAUGAAUUUACCAAACAUUUGCCCAUGUAUUUUUUUCCAGCUUUAGAUAAAUAACCUUUGUUGAUGUAGUGCAGUCCGCGGUCCCCUGGAUCCAGCUUAGACUUGUCUUUUUUUUAAUCUUUACUGAUUUCUCCAGUUUUGUUGAAUCAUUUUAUUAUAUAACCAAUUUUUCUUUAAGGAGCAUUGCUUUGAAAAAUUUAAUUGAUUUUCCUCACACACUUGUUCAUAAACUACAUAUCUUUAUU